Numida meleagris (helmeted guineafowl) is the source of this 2185-nucleotide messenger RNA. RefSeq names its product ELMO domain containing 3 (gene ELMOD3). The record is from RefSeq and is a predicted model, not a curated record. The transcript has 9 exons. Bases 402 to 1469 code for a protein of 355 amino acids. NCBI's taxonomy places the organism in Eukaryota, Metazoa, Chordata, Aves, Galliformes, Numididae.
CUGGGGCCGAGGUUACGGGGUAGAGGCCAACGGGGGGCGGGCAGGGCCCUUGGGACCCCCUUGGGGACCCCUUAAGCCACGUGGAGACCUCCUAGGCUGCACUGGGGACCCUUUGGACACCCUUGAGGACCCCCCAGACCACCCUGGGGAUUUCUGGGGAUCCCGUAGGCCACACUGAGGACUCUUUGCAACCCCUUGAGGGUCUCUUAGGCCGCUUUGGGACCCCCUUAGGCCCCUCUGGGGACCUCUCAGGCCACCCUGGGGACCCCUGGGGACAUUUGGGCCCCUGUAGGCCACCUUGGAAACCAUUGCGACCACUUAGGCCACCUUAGGGGCCUUUGGGGACCCUUGAGGACCCCUAGUGACCCCCACUGACCGGCACCACCUUCCCCCCACAGGCCAUGAGUGCCCACCCAGCGGACGCCACACAGCCCGAGGAGCCCCCGCUACCCCCUGAGCCCCUUCCCAUGCAUGUCAGGGGGAUCAGCGCGGAGCAGCGGUACGCCCAGGAGGAGUGGGAGGCGGUGGAGGAUAUCCAGUCAGUGCUGCUGGGGAGGUCAGCUGGUCCUGUGCCCCUCAUAUCCUUCAACGAAGCGCUGCAGUUCUUCCAGACCACAGACCUCUCUGAGUGCAGGGGGACCGGUGCACCCUCAUUUCUUUGCCUGUUCUCCUCUCCACAGAAGAAGAUCCAAGCAACAGUGCGCAGGCAGGGCCUGGCUGCUCUGCUUCACUUCCUCUUCGGGCCCCCCCGGCUCCAGCAGCAGCUGCAGGGUGAGCGGGACCUGGCUCUCGCCAUUGCUCAGUGUGGCUUGGAUGACAACCAAGCAGUGCACAUGAGAAUCCUGCAGACCAUCUACAAGAAGCUGACCUGCUCCCGCCUGGGAUGCCCACGCUAUGGUGCGCACUGGGAGGAGCUUGGCUUUCAAGGUGCAGAUCCAGGGACCGACCUGCGAGGGACGGGGAUGCUGGGCUUGAUGCAAAUGCUGUACUUCGUAAUGGACUCACAGAUGCUGCCUCUAGCUCUAGAGAUUUUCAGGCUCUCCCAGCAUGAGACACAGAAUUUCCCUUUCUCCAUCAUGUCCGUGAACAUCACCCGCCUCGUGCUGCAGGCCCUGAGGGAGGAGUGUCUCUCCAGAGAGUGCAACCGCAGGCAGCAAGUCAUUGCCGUGCUGAACGACCUGUACGCGGCGGCGUUCCUGCAGCUCUACCGGGUCUGGAAGUCGCAGCACAAGACCAUCGCUGACUCUGGCUUUCUCCUGAAGGAGUUGGAGUUCUCCACCAAAAAGAAACCGAAGCAGCUCCUGAAAUCCUUGGAGACCUACGUGAGCAGAAGCCCGGUGUCCGCAGCAGACGGCAUCCAGCGGCCGUCCCCUCCGUCCAUCAGCAGCAGCCAGGCUGGUGAAGAGAUAAACUUCACGGGCAUUUGUGACCUACAGGUUGAGCUGGAGGGAGAGGCACGGCUGAUCUGAAAUCAGCUCCUGAGGGGCUCAGCGCCGCGUGGGUUUGCAGCACGCGAUGGCGCUGGGAGGAGAGCUGGAGACCCGGGCAUUCAGCAGGGCGCUGCAGAGGGCACAUUUUGCAGGCAGGGUGGCUGUGUCCUUCCCUGCCUCCCCUAGCAUCCUGGCUGCAGUUUGCUGGCGUCGCUCGGAGCUGCAGGCACAAACCGCAGCCUUCGACCCUUUCCACGUAGAGGUAGUCAGGCUGAUGGGUCAGACCCGGUGUUCGCUGGAGCAUUUUCCAGCCUAGAUGGGUCUGUCAUUUGAAAUCUGUUGGCGUAGGAGGAAAAAAACCAGCUGGGUUUUGUUAGCCACCAGCCUUGGGCUGGGCUCCACACCUGCCCUGCUGUCUCAGAUGUGCGGCGCUGCCCGUCCUUACCCCAGUGGAGGGACUGGGGCUGCUCUGGGCCGAGCAGGCUGGAAGUGCAGGUGGGAAGCCACAGGUGGGAGGGAGCUCUCCCUGCUGCAGGGCUCAGUGCUCCGGAGCACGUGGAGAGGUGUGAAACAUGAAGCUUUGGGUUAGAGCUCCUUAUUGUCCUGUGGUGCUGGUAGUGCCAGCACAGACCCAUGGCUGCGGUUGGGGUGGGCAGCAGCUCCUCUUCUGGGGAGCCCUCCUUGCCCCCUCCCCCCCCAGGGUGUGACUGUGCAUGGAUGUACCAAAAUAAGCUGUUAAAAGGGAAAAAACACUC